Messenger RNA from Ipomoea nil (Japanese morning glory), 1752 nucleotides. Its product is annotated as aldehyde dehydrogenase family 2 member C4-like. NCBI's taxonomy places the organism in Eukaryota, Viridiplantae, Streptophyta, Magnoliopsida, Solanales, Convolvulaceae. Gene Ontology annotation, molecular function: aldehyde dehydrogenase (NAD+) activity. The transcript is spliced from 9 exons. The record is from RefSeq and is a predicted model, not a curated record. Bases 81 to 1589 code for a protein of 502 amino acids.
UACCAGUAGCCUUCAAGUAGCCAUUGCAGAAAAAAAAAAAAAAAAAACACAUUUUCAGAGAGAGAGAGAGAGAAAGAGAGAUGGCACCGGCUCAGUCCAAUGGAGAUGCAGAACAUCGUGUGAAGAUUCCUAAGAUUAAGUUCACCAAGCUCUUCAUCAAUGGAGAUUUUGUCGACUCUGUUUCAGGCCGGACAUUCGAGACCGUAGAUCCGAGUACCGGCGAGGUAAUCGCGAGAGUGGCGGAAGGGGACAAAGAAGACGUUGACUUGGCCGUUAAGGCAGCCCGUGAAGCCUUUGACCAUGGCCCCUGGCCUCGUCUUUCCGGAGCAGAGAGACAAAGGAUAAUGCUGAAAUUAGCGAACUUAAUUGAGGAAAAUGUGGAUGAAAUAGCAGCCCUGGAUGCACUUGAGGCUGGGAAGCUGUUCACCGAAGGGAAGUACAUAGAUGUCCCAUCGGCGGCGAGGGAUAUCCGGUACUACGCGGGCGCCGCUGACAAAAUCCACGGCACGACACUGAAGAUGUCGCGCGGCUUCCAAGGUUACACAUUGCUCGAACCAAUAGGUGUGGUCGGACACAUAAUUCCUUGGAAUUUUCCCGCUCAGAUGUUCUCGCUUAAGGUUGCUCCUGCACUGGCCGCUGGUUGUACCAUGAUUGUCAAGCCAGCUGAACAGACCAAUCUGUCCGCCCUGUUUUAUGCUCAUCUUUCUAAACUCGCAGGGGUCCCUGAUGGAGUGCUGAACAUUGUGACAGGGUUUGGGCGCACGGCUGGCGCUGCUAUUAGCUCUCACAUGGACAUUGAUAAGGUUUCUUUUACAGGGUCGACAGAAGUAGGGCGCUUGAUCAUGCAGGCUGCAGCUGCUAGCAACUUAAAACCUGUCUCAUUGGAGCUCGGUGGGAAGUCGCCUUUCAUAGUUUUCGACGAUGUGGAUGUUGAUCAAAUUGCUGGUCUUGCUCUAGCAGCUUCCACAUUUAACAAGGGCGAGAUAUGCGUGGCGGGCUCUCGUGUGUUUGUCCAGGAGGGGAUUUAUGAUAAAUUUGUGGAGAAAGUGGCGGAGAAAGCAAAAGCCAAAGUGGUUGGAGAUCCUUUUGAUCCAAAUGUUCAGCAGGGACCCCAAGUUAGCAAAAUGCAGUACGAGAGGGUACUGUCAUACAUUGAACAUGGCAAGAGGGAAGGCGCAACCUUGUUAGCCGGUGGGAAGCCAUUGGAUAGGAAAGGAUACUUCAUCGAGCCCACCAUAUUCGCAGAUGUCACGGAUGACAUGAUCAUUGCCAAGGAAGAAAUUUUUGGACCUGUUAUGUCUAUACUGAAGUUCAAGAGCGUGGAGGAGGUGAUCGAGAGGGCGAAUUCGUCAAAGUACGGAUUAGCAGCCGGGAUCAUGACGAACAACUUGAACAUUGCCAACACGGUGUCGCGGUCAGUGAAAUCGGGCGUCAUAUGGAUCAAUUGCUAUUUUGCGUUCGACUCAGAUGCCCCAUUGGGUGGCUACAAAAUGAGUGGAUUCGAUAGAGAAAUGGGAAUGGAAAGCCUUUCUAAGUAUCUUCAAGUGAAGACUAUUGCCACUCCUGUCUAUAACUCUCCGUGGCUGUGACAAUCCAUCUCCUAAGAACAACCAAACCUAUGACAGGACAGGACAGGGGAUUUUGAUGUAAUAAUAUGUUUAGUAUCCAUUGCAGUGUUCAGAUUCCAUGUUAGACAAAAGCUGUUUUUUUAUUGGCAUGAAGUAGAUCUCUCGAGUGAUUAUAUUAUAUGAC